Molecule: messenger RNA, 1306 nt
Organism: Neodiprion fabricii
Lineage: Eukaryota; Metazoa; Arthropoda; Insecta; Hymenoptera; Diprionidae
Product: isochorismatase domain-containing protein 1-like
Exons: 4
Coding region: 332-943 (203 amino acids)
Cellular component (GO): cytoplasm
Source: RefSeq, a predicted model, not a curated record
GCACAUUCGCUUUACUGCGCAGGCCGCAGUUCUGAUUUUUUUAUUGCGACCUUCUUUUGUCAUGCGGAUUUCCCGCCGGUAGCGCCAUCUCUCAACUCGAUGCGAACAGAUCCGCUUCUUUAUUGGAUGAUAGCCUGACCUAACCUAACCUAAUCUGACUCGGCUAAACCCCAAAGAAGAUUAGAUAGAAGGGCCAGAGGGAACGCUCAAAGAGGAUUAAACCCGAAACUGAUACUACUACCCAUGAAAUUUGCAGCUCUGUACCUAACUCUUUUCGAUUCGUCGUAAUUGCGGGUUAAAGUAUCAUCGAGCAGAUAUCACAAUUUGGAUCAUGGCUCUGAGCGCUACGAAGGCGAUCCUUCGCCACGGGAAAACGGCUUUAUUUGUUUGCGAUAUGCAGGUGAAAUUCGCCAAGGCUAUAUUCGAGUUCGAUAAGAUCGUCGCUAACUCUGCGAAGCUGGUGAACGGCAUGCGCUUGUUGGAUGUACCGAUCAUUGUUACCGAGCAGAAUCCUAAGGCUUUAGGAAACACUGUUUCGGAACUGGAUAUAACAGGUGCAAAAGGACCGUUCGCAAAGACCAAGUUCAGCAUGUACACUGAAGAAGUGCGCAAAGAACUUUCUACGCUCUGCUCAGGUAGUCCUCCAGAGUCGGUAGUUCUCAUUGGGAUCGAGGCCCAUGUUUGCGUCGAGCAAACUGCACUGGAUCUUACCGCCAAUGGGUUCCAGGUCCACGCAGUGGCCGAUUGCUGCUCGUCUCGCACGCAAGAGGACAGAUUGCUUGCGAUCGAGAGAAUGAGGCAAGUCGGGUGUCAGAUAGCAACUUCCGAAAGCGUACUCUUCAAACUAUUGGGCGACUCCAAGCAUGAAAAGUUUAAGGAACUGCAACGUCUCGUAAAAGAGCCUUCGGUUUACACGGGUUUAGUUCCAUCGGCUAAAAUUUAGUAUCACAAAUAUUAACACUAGAAUUUGUGAGUAUCAUAUUUUUAUUUCGAACUCUACUCGUAGUUAAAUGAAUUGGGGAUAUUAGUUUUUCUAUCUAUAUUGUUAAACAGCGCUUAUUAUCAUGUAUAACUAAGUAAGAUAUCGGGAGUUAAUUAAUUUUAGGCUAAUGAAAAGUGGAUAUUACCAAUGCAUCAUGGUUUGCAAAACCGAGCAUUAGACACAAUAUACUACAUAUUGAAUCAAUGUCUAUGCAAUUAUUGAUUCAGUUACGUUAUGCAAAGACUUAUAGGAUAGAAUAAUAUUGUUAUUUUAUACUCGUAUAUUAUGCGAUAAUUUUACUUCGCUAUGAAACAAUGAAGUGUU